This is a messenger RNA of Camarhynchus parvulus, 4004 nucleotides long. RefSeq names its product male germ cell associated kinase (gene MAK). The transcript is spliced from 15 exons. Gene Ontology annotation, cellular component: cilium; nucleus; cytoplasm. Bases 420 to 2375 code for a protein of 651 amino acids. The record is from RefSeq and is a predicted model, not a curated record. Gene Ontology annotation, biological process: intracellular signal transduction; protein phosphorylation; intraciliary transport. Gene Ontology annotation, molecular function: protein serine/threonine kinase activity; ATP binding. Lineage: Eukaryota; Metazoa; Chordata; Aves; Passeriformes; Thraupidae.
CCAGCGUGCUCCGGGGGGCUGGGGUCGGUGUGCGGUGAACUGGCGUGUGGGGGAGCUGCCCCGCUCAGUGCUGGGCUGCGGGAGCGCCGCGUGGGUGCGGAGCCUGCGGGGAGCCUGCUUUGGCUUCGGUGGGGUAGAGCCGGGCCCUGGCGGCCUGAGAGCUCCGCGGUUAGUGAGAGGAGGGAUCCAUGUGAGAAUGACCAUGUUCUUCUUUCUCCCAUUCUUCGUAACUGGAUCUCAAAGCAGCUAUAGUUUGGAAGACAGCUGUGAAUAUCCUGCUGAGUUAUGAGAAGCAUUCACCAACAUAAAACAGUCUGGAAGAAGAUUUCUCUUGAGAAAAUCAAAGAGCACGAACCCUUUAAUAAAACAGAAUAUAUUUAGCAUUUCAUAAGCAUUUGGCUCUCUGAGUUGUAAAAAAAAUGAAUCGUUACACAAUUAUGAAACAACUGGGUGAUGGCACCUAUGGCAGCGUGUUGAUGGGGAAGAGCAAUGAGUCAGGAGAACUUGUGGCUAUCAAAAGAAUGAAAAGAAAGUUCUAUUCGUGGGAUGAAUGUAUGAAUUUGAGAGAAGUCAAGUCUCUGAAGAAGCUAAACCAUGCCAAUGUAAUAAAAUUGAAGGAAGUCAUACGAGAAAAUGACCACCUUUAUUUUGUAUUUGAGUACAUGAAGGAAAAUCUCUAUCAGCUAAUGAAGGAUAGAAACAAGUUUUUCCCUGAGUCAGUCAUCAGAAACAUGAUGUAUCAGAUAUUGCAAGGGCUGGCUUUCAUCCACAAACAUGGAUUUUUUCAUAGGGAUAUGAAGCCUGAAAACCUUCUCUGUAGUGGACCAGAACUUGUGAAAAUUGCAGAUUUUGGCUUGGCUAGAGAACUAAGAUCUCAGCCACCUUACACAGAUUAUGUUUCUACCAGGUGGUACCGUGCUCCUGAAGUUUUGCUGAGAUCUUCUGUCUAUAGCUCACCUAUUGAUAUAUGGGCAGUUGGCAGCAUAAUGGCUGAGUUAUACACACUCAGACCUCUUUUCCCAGGCACAAGCGAAGUAGAUGAAAUCUUCAAAAUUUGCCAAGUCCUAGGGACUCCAAAGAAGAGUGACUGGACAGAAGGAUACCACCUUGCUUCUGCCAUGAAUUUCCGUUUCCCACAAUGUGUCCCUAUAAGCCUAAAAACUCUCAUCCCAAAUGCAAGCAAUGAAGCAAUACAGCUUAUGAGUGAUAUGCUGAACUGGAAUCCAAAGAAGAGACCUACAGCAAGUCAGGCUUUGAAGCACCCUUACUUUCAAGUUGGCCAAAUUUUAGGACCUCCCCCACAGUAUCUGGAGAAGCAGACUCCUGUUAAACCAGUUCAGCCAACAGAGCCAAAGCCAUCUUUACCUAAACUGGAAGCUAAGCCAGAGCCUCUGUCUUCACCUGAUUUACCUGACAAAACACAGCCACAGCCCUUGCCAAAGGUUAACCACCAGCCUCUCCAGCAAAUUCAGUUGCCUCAGAAUACAGCUAACCAGCAAAUACCAAAGCAGCAGCCACAGUCACAACCACUUUUUCCAAUUAUCAAUAAAAACUCAUCACCUAAACAAGCAGCUAGUGGCCCUCUGAAUGGUGUACUAGGUCCUAAAACCUGCAGAAGACGGUGGGGUCGGACUUUGGUAAAGGCUGUCGAUAGCUGGGAUGACUUGGAUGACCCUGAAUUUGGAAUGUCAUCUUCAAAGAAGCCUAGCAUUGCACUGUUAAAAGAAAAGAAAAACAAGGAAUUUCUUUUUAGUGUGCCAGAACCAAAAGCUUCACACUGUAUCCAGCCAGGAGGGGAAAACAAGAUUCUGAUGAGAAAUGAUUCUGAGAGAUCAAAUACAUCAGCUAAAGAUUAUUAUAUAAGCCAAUCAAGAUAUCUGCCUGGUGUAAACCCAAAGAAUGUCUCUUUAGCAGCAGUCAAUAAAGAAGGAUCACAUGGAACCUGGAACAACCAAUUGUUUGCUAAAUCACUAGGAAAUGCUGGGGGAGGAGUGACUUACAGCAGAAAUACUACAGAUGAGAACUUAAUUAUACCUAUUGAAAAGCUAUCAUGCAAAGAAAGGUUGAAUGAAAAAUUAGAAGAUCCAAAAGGAAAUCCUGGCUUUGUAAGCAGUGGUGCUUAUAACCCAUUGGGACUACACACCUCUUCCUUCCAUAAAAAAGAAGCUGGAUCAGCUGGACAACGGAUACAGCUAGCACCUCUUGGUGCAUCUGUAUCGGAUUAUUCCUGGAAAAAUAAAGCUGCUCGUCCUCCAUUACCAGGUCCUACUUUCAAUGCAGCAGCAACAAACAUGAGUAUCUUCACUCGCCCCCCAACAAUUCAGCGAGUGCAUGGGAGAACAGACUGGGUGGCCAAAUAUGGAGGAAACAGAUAGAAAAUACCAUCCUGUGUGGAUAUUACAUGCUCUGUGAAAACCUGAAAAGCCUAUUUGCUCCAGCUUUUCCUAAGACUAUGCAACAGUAAAGAAGAAAAAAAGACCUUGUGUUCUAGUAUUUGUAUAGCACAUAUAACACCAUGUAAAAUACUGGCUGUAAAGUAGGGUGCAAUGAAGUAUUGUACAACACAUAUUGCCAAAACUGAGAUGUAGGUUUCACCCAAUGUUUUCUAUAGAUAGACCUCCUGUUCUCAUACUCUUUGGAACAACUAGGGUUAGGAUUGUUUAUCCAGUGCAACAUCUGCUGCUGGGAUGUGCUUGAAGCACACAGGCAGCACAAAGAAGGGCUGAAGCAGAGCAGCACCAGGCUUCCAGGUGCUAGGCUGGUUCCUUAGCAGGAAGACAAGAGUGAAAGCACAGAUCUGACUUUGUGAAGAGCAUCAGUAUCCUGCAAGGAUUUCAGAACUCACUUGUAACAAAGAGUUACUCAGGGUCUGUAAGGUACAAAUAUUCAUGUAGCAAUGAACUGAAAGCCUUGUAAUAGGACAUAGGCAAUCCACUGAUAGAUAUUACACAAGAAAGGUCUAGAAAUCUGGCUGAUAGAGGGCUGUUGAAUGAUACAGCAAUAUUGGAAAAUAGCUAAACCAAGUACUGAAUACUACUUACCAAGCUGUGAAGUGAAGUCUAACAAUCAGAUUCUGCUGUUUUAAUUAACUUGUUGCCAUUUUUGGUCAAAGAUCUGUAGAGAUUUAUCUCUGUCCUAUCAAGGGCAUGUCACAGUGAUCUUUAAAGAGCCUAAAUUACUGCAAUCUGUCAGUCAUUUUAAGGGUGAAUUAGCCAAAAUGCCUAAAUUAUCACGAAACUCAUGCUCCUACAGUCUUUAUUGGGUGAUCAGACUAAGCUACGGAGUUUGAAUAGGCUAUGUGAGGAAGACUAUUGGUGUGUUCUUCAAAGACAUUGCUUUCUGUUUUAGAUCUUAAAGGCCAAUUUAGGUACCUGAAAACACACACAAAACUUUAAAAAUUCAGUAUGUCAGUGUUUAUAUGCUCAUUCAGUACUUUCCCUAGCUUUUAUGCUAACUUUUAUAAUAAUAUUACCUAAAGGACUUUGCAAUGUACAGUGAAUUUUUAUUAGGAUGUUGAGCUGGGCUACUUCUGUUAACAACUGCAUUUAGAAUAAAUGCUUUAGAGUUUAUAGUAACAUUAAAGUUGCCCUUUUAGAGUAAAAACUGAGUAUGUUCUUUAAAGAUGUAAAGUUGUUAAUGAUGACUUCAAGCAUUUAAAAAAAAUUAAUUUAUUUGUAUGGCUUUUAUAAAUGAAUAUUAAAAUUUAAACUCCUUUUGUUGACCCAGUGUGUCAUAAUAUAUGGGUUACAUUAACUUCCUGGAAAGCAGUUUAAUCUAAAACAGUUGUACCAAAAAGUCAAGUAUUUUGUUAUGAAAAUUGCACCUAAAGAAAAUGCCCCUUUUUUUUAAUGCUGUCAGAGCUAUGCGAGGAUAGGGCUGUCUGGUUAGUAAUGCACUAGUGAGUUUAAUUCAAUUGCCAUUGGUCUAGGAUUAAGUAUUUGCCAUUCCCUUAGUACUAAGAGAUGUCCCUAAGCUACUUAAAUGCAUCUUAAUGUAACUGUAGA